Molecule: messenger RNA, 1613 nt
Organism: Corticium candelabrum
Lineage: Eukaryota; Metazoa; Porifera; Homoscleromorpha; Homosclerophorida; Plakinidae
Product: monocarboxylate transporter 13-like
Exons: 4
Coding region: 35-1432 (465 amino acids)
Biological process (GO): transmembrane transport; monocarboxylic acid transport
Cellular component (GO): plasma membrane
Molecular function (GO): monocarboxylic acid transmembrane transporter activity
Source: RefSeq, a predicted model, not a curated record
UCUAGUAUACCUCAUUGCGUAGUCAGAAGUGAUCAUGGAAAGCCGCCUCAAUCUCUUCUCUCCCAUAGAUGCAGUUGACCGUGGGUGGGCAUGGAUAGUUAGCGGUGCAAGCUUUCUGCUGAUGUUCUGUGUAGGAGGGACGGUUUCUUCGUUCGCUGUUGUGUACAUUGGAUUCAUCGAGCAUUACUCAACCAGCUCUUGUAGUUCUUUUAGUAACAACAAUAUGACGUCGUCCAAUCUCACUUUAUCUGCGUGUGACGGCCCGAGAGGUUUGCUAGCCUGGGUUGGAUCUUUGUCGGUGUUUCUGAUGUGUGCGGGAGGUCCCGUUUUGACCGGUCUGGUAGACAAGGUUGGUCCACAGCGCGCUCUGCUUGCUGGCACGAUGUUCCUGGUUUCUGGUCUUCUUCUGACCUCCUUAACAGACACCGUUUGGCAACUUUUUCUGACAUACAGCGUACCGAUCGGAGUCGGUAGCGCACUUGUUCGGACGACGUCACUUUCGUUAUUACCUUAUUAUUUUCAAACAAAAUUGGUCGUUGCAACGUCUGUCGCCGUGACUGGCCGUUUUGUUGGUGUGGCCAGCUUGACUCCGAUAUGUCGUAUUUUGAUGAAAAGCUAUGGGUGGCGUCGCAUGUUGCAGAUGUCUGCUCUAGUGGGAAUUCCCAUGCUCGCUUGUACUGCUCUGUUUCGUCCUUCUGUUAGUUUCCGAGCUGCCAAGGCAAAUACAAUGCGACACGUUGUCAACUGCUGCAAGCUACAGAAAAAUGUUAGACUAAUGGUCUACAUUUGGGCAGCGGCAGUUCACGUGACUGCUAUUACUAUUCCUGCCACUUACAUCGUCGAAUAUGCCGAACAAACGUUGGGUGUUGACGAAAAUGUAUCGGGACUAUUGCUUACAGCCAUGGCUCUAGCUGCUGCUCUCUCCAACAUUCUUACGGGUUUGAUUGGACGGCGAGUAGCGCGUAAAAUGAUUCUGCUUCAAUUUCUUAUUGCAGUCGGUGGUUUUUCUUCUCUAGUCUUCCCAUUUUAUCAUUCGUAUUUGCAUCUCGUCGUGUACAUGAUCGCACAAGGAGUGGCCUUUGGUUACUUGUCGUUGGUCUACGUCAUUCCACAGACGUCACGGAUGGUGUGUGUGCACGAUACCAAAGACGUAUUCGCACUGCAGUCGCUUACAAUGGCGGUCGGGACUUUGGGAACGCCCGUGGGAGGGUGGAUGUAUGAUAGAAUGGGCAGCUACACUCCAGGCUUUCUUCUCUCUGGGAUUAUUGCGAUCGUAGCAUCUAUUACUCUCUUUCUUGACGUGUACUUGCAAAAAGAGAGUGUCAAAAACAACUGCUCGCCUGUGGAAAAGGACCCUAAUUCUUGCAUGCAAGCUGACUGUGUAGGGGGUGAUCACUUUCCGACAGUGUAUUAUUACGAAACGUAUGUGUAGCUCCAAAACUAGCGUCAAAGACGUUGCGUUAGGCACUGGUAACAUAAUUGGGCAGUAGAUGUAAUUAGCAUGUUGUUAGCGCAUGCGCAAACUUUGAGAUUUGGUAUUGAAACGUUUGAUUGCUGUGUAUUAAUACACAAUUGCAAUUUGAUUGAUUAAUUAAAAGCUAGAAUACAUUCAA